AUGCGUAUCUCCUCUACCAUCCUCGCCACAGCCGGCCUUCUCACCUCGGCCAACGCUGCCAUCAAGGGUUUCAACUACGGCGCAAACUUCAACAACAACCAGGCCAAGACGCGCGUCGACUUUGAAUAUGAAUUCAACGCCGCCAAGCAGCUUCCUGGCACCAGUGGAUGGAACAGCGCCCGUCUGUAUACUAUGAUCCAGCACGGCACCCAGACCACUGUCAUCGAGGCUAUUCAGGCUGCUAUCAACACCAAGACCAACCUCCUACUCGGCAUGUGGGCCUCCGCCGGUCAAGCCAACUUCAACAACGAAAUCACUGCUCUCAAGGCCGCCAUUGCCCAGUACGGCACUGCUUUCACCGACCUUGUCGAGGGUAUCUCCGUCGGUAGCGAGGACCUCUACCGUGUGACUCCAACCGGUAUCGAGAACAAGUCCGGCGCCGGUGCUCAGCCCCAGGAGCUCGUCAACUACAUCAAGCAAACCCGUGCUGCUAUCAAGGGUACUCCUCUCGAGGGCAAGCCCAUCGGCCACGUCGACACCUGGACCGUCUACGUCAACGCCACCAACAACCCCGUCAUCGAUGCUGUUGACUUCAUCGGCAUGGACGCCUACCCCUACUUCCAGACCACCAUGAACAACAACGUCGGAUCCGGCAGCCAGCUCUUCUUCGACGCCUACCACCAGGUUCAAGCCAAGGGUAAGCCCGUCUGGAUCACCGAGACCGGGUGGCCCGUUAGCGGCGAGACGCUCAACCAGGGUGUCCCCAGUGCGGCUAAUGCCCGCAUCUACUGGGAGGAUGUCACCUGCCAGCUCAUCAAGGACAACGUUAACCUGUGGUACUACAUCCUCCAGGAUGUCCAGUACGGCAACCCCGUCCCCUCGUUCGGCAUCAAGCCUGCAGGUGACCUCAUGGCGGUCAAGCCUUUGUUCGACCUUUCUUGCCCUGCAACCUCCGGAGGCUCCACCCCGGCUCCUACCAAGAAGGUCUCUACUGAUGGUACUUGCGGAUCUCAGGGCGGUGCUACUUGCACUGGCUCGACAUUCGGUAACUGCUGCUCGCAGUACGGAUGGUGCGGAAACACUGCCGGACACUGCGGUACCGGUUGUGAGAGCGGAUCUGGUACUUGCAACAAGCGCAAGUAG
Messenger RNA from Alternaria arborescens, 1143 nucleotides. RefSeq names its product putative glucan endo-1,3-beta-glucosidase. Gene Ontology annotation, cellular component: cell surface; fungal-type cell wall; extracellular region. The record is from RefSeq and is a predicted model, not a curated record. Gene Ontology annotation, biological process: carbohydrate metabolic process; cell wall organization. Gene Ontology annotation, molecular function: 1,3-beta-glucanosyltransferase activity; glucan endo-1,3-beta-D-glucosidase activity; chitin binding. The transcript has a single exon. Bases 1 to 1143 code for a protein of 380 amino acids. Lineage: Eukaryota; Fungi; Ascomycota; Dothideomycetes; Pleosporales; Pleosporaceae.